AUGAAAGGCAAGGAAGAAAUGUACGUAAGUGUCAGGAUAGAUUCCCUGAAAUGGAAUCUAGGGCUGGAUAAAAGUACACCCAGAUAUUUAGCUACAAUAGAAACAAGAAGAGAGAAGUUGAGAGAAAAACAAGAGUUAAGACUAAAGGCUAUGAGGCAAGUUGUGGUAGGAAGGGGAAAGAGGAGGAGGAAUAGAGAGAUAGUGUCAAAAGCAGAAAAAGAAGGGCCCCGCUUUAAGUUGCCAGAUUUACGAAUGGAGUGGAUUCAAGGCCCCAAACCAGGCAGUCUUGUUCAAGAGGGCCACCACAUUAUGAUUGGCCAAGUUUCUUACAAAGACCAUCUUCUUCAGACUUGUCGUAUGAAACUCAAUGUGUUAGUAAGAAAAUGUCCACCAUUGAUGCUACCAAAACACAUGACAGUGCAGUGUUCUCUUGGCAACUCUUGGGGAUCAAAAUGUCAAUUUUCAUGUAACAAUGGUCUACAUGUGGUAGGGCAAUCUUCAUCAGAAUGUAUGGAUGACCUGUCAUGGUCACAUCACAUACCAGUUUGUGAAGCUUCAAAGGGUUGUCCUGCCCCAAUGAGUCCUCCACAUGGACAACUGCUUUGCCAAGCACAUUUGGAAGAAACUCGUUCCCAAGUUUUGCCAGAAAAUGCAAAGUGUGAAUACGUUUGUGAUGCAGGAUAUGAAAUUCCAGCAACUCAGUAUCACCUCACAACUAUCCUAUGUCAGGAUGGUGCAUGGAAUAGUACAGUAGAUCCUACUUGCAUAAAUAUUGGAGGUAUUGCUUUGGAUCAUCCAAAUGCAAUACAAAGAGAAGCAGGCCACAAGCGAAGGAGACACAAGUUGAGAUCAGGAUUGCAUAAAAGGUCACAUGGUGAUCCAUGCAAUCCAAAUCCUUGCAAAGAAGGUGGCACAUGUCUUCGUGGACCCAAGUCUGCACCUGCCAUCUGUCGUUGUCCAGAUCACCGAGAAGGUGAUUUCUGUGAAUAUGAGCGAUGCAGAGAAAAAUGUGAAAAUGGGGGAAAGUGUGUUAUCUUCGAUGAAAAAGCAGUGUGUUACUGCCCACCUGGAUUCCAUGGGAAUCUCUGUGAAGUGACAGACUCAAGGUAGUGGAAAAUCUGCAAAAGAAAUCUUCACUUUAAUAUUGCGGCACUGCUGGAAGAUGAGGGAUCUGCAAUGAACUCGCAUCCUUGUGCAUAGUAAAAAAAGGAGUGAAGCCAGCCAUCUACAACUCAGCAUGGAUGGCAAUUUAUAUUUCAGCCCAAGCAGAUCCAACAACCUCCAUCUCUCUAGUCGAUGUGUGUGUGCGUGUGUACUAACAGUAAUUAGGAAACUAUUCAAGAACAAGUUGUCCCUAUGUCUCUUUCAAAGAGUCACAUUCCAACAUACAGCCGUCUCAACUGAUGGGCUGUAAAAGGGAAGUUGAGAAGAAAUAGUUCACUAAAAUUUAUAGCCAUAUGUGAAACAAAGCCCAAAAUUUUAUUUUCUACACCACUAAUUUAUUAACAAUGUAUUGCGCCUUUUCUGUGCCACUUGAUAGAACUUUAGAUGUUUCUAAAUUCAUACCAUAUUUUAGAAAUUAUAUCAGUUUCUCUUCAGUAUUUUGGUUACUGUCAAAUGCAAUGAUCUAGGAAAUUUGAUUAUAGCUGUUCGAGUAUCACUGGUAAAUAAUACACUGAAAAAUGUAUUGUUUCUCUUUUAAUUUACUUGACUUGUAAUUGGCUUCACAUAAAAAAUUGUAACAUUGUAAAUAUAUCAGACAUCCUUCACUUCAAAAUAAGAAACUUUUAAUCUUAAGCACAAGAUCUAAUCUUAAUUACAUUAAAAUCACUUUCACACAUCAAUAUAACCAAAGUUUCAAAUUGAUGCUUGCCAGCAAAAUGAACAGCUUCCAAAAUAGUUUAGUAAGUUAAGCAUAAUCUUAUCAUAGGGGCGGAUCCAGAGACUUUUUAGGAGCAGAAAUUAAAAUUCUUUUGGUUGAAUGUGUCAUUGCAGAUUUUGUUGAAUGUCACAGGCUACACUCAUCUCCUGCUGCAAUACAAUUUUAUUUGUUUUAAUAAUUAUUCAAAAACAUAUUUGUUUGAAAGUAUCAUGACAAAUUAAAAUUAACAGUUACUGAAAAAUUUUAGCGGGAGAAAUUUCCCUCAUUUCCCUUCCCGUGGAUCCGCACCUGCUUAUCACCUCUGUAACAAAGAAAUACAGUCAUCGUAGAUGUUGUCAGUUGUUGAUGGUAAUCAGUGUUCAUUAAGAAUUUUAAUAGUACCUUGGGAAAUAUCUGGAAGUGUCUAUCAUCUUAAAAGUUAAGCCAAUAAAUUUCCCAGUUAAAAGUACACAAGAAAAAUGCCUCCAGUACAAGCCCUUGUAGAUCAGUGUGUUUCUGAUUUAGAUACUCAUGUUCUAUAAUGAAAUACAAUGAAAUAAAGUUUAUUUCCAAACCUGAAUUCUUAUUUCCUCUACACAAAUCAAAAAUGUCCUUCAACAGGGGGUUUAUGUUGCACCAACAGUUACCGAUACUGGGUGAAAACGAAGUGCUUUGAGGAAAAUAAGGAGGAACUAUAAUAUUAACGUAAUUAUAGUUGCCAGGUACUGAGGGGAAAGAAAACCUUAAACAAAAUAGUGAUACCACACAAUAAACCUACCUUACCAAUUAAAAGAUCUAAAUCACAUGAAAAUGAAUUUUGAUUUUGAAAAAAUCAUUUAAUUUUUUUAAGGAAAUAUAAAAUUAAUAUCAAUGAAAAGAGAGUAUAUUCUGAAUCUAGUUUGACAAACAUCAUUCACAAUUUUAUGUCAAGAACAAUUCUUUCCCAAACUAUCACCAAGCACUGAAGAACAUUUUUUUCUAAGCCAAAUCCAUUUCUUCUCUUUCAUUUGUAUUGUGUAACAGAAAUAUCAUAGUACCCACACUAAAGAUACAAAGAAGAAAAAUGAAAAAUAUUUGGAGAGGGGAAGUGAAAAAGCAGUCCUUUCAAGCAUGAAGGUGUGUACUUGGACUUGCUUCCUUGAAUAUCAUUCAUAAGGGUCAAGAUGUCAAAUAAAAGUUUAAAGAUGCUCUUGUAGGAGCUUUGGAGAAUUUUGACACCCAGUUAAAUGAGCUGAUUAAAGCCUCAUAUAUACAUAUAAUGAAAGCUUCAUAUAUUUUGUUAUAGGUUAGAAAAUAAAGGGUACAUAAGAUUCCUGACAUACUACUGUCCUCUGGUCCAAUGAGAUGUAGGUAAUGACAAACAAACAGCUUAUUUUGAGGAUAACAGUGCUUUAUACAACUAUUAUUCAGUAAAAAGUCUUUAAAAAUAUAAUGGAAGCUCAGUGGUACAAUUCGAAUCCCUUCCUCCGAAAAUCUUUCAAAGAACUUUUCCUGUACGAGAUUAAAUCUUCAUUUAAUCUCGGAUAUAGUUUGAUAUAAUUCUCAUUUUCAUUUCUUUAAUUUGCCUUUCCUCUUUGACCACUAUUGACCAUCAGUGUACUUCAAUUCCUUAACAGCCAAAACUGUAGUUCGACAGCACUGGCACCUCAUUCUGUGUAAAAGUGACUUUUUAUUUUGAGAGAAGGAAAUGUGACACAGUGACAGACCGAGUGGCACAAUCCAACGAACAAAAUAAAAUCACAUUUACUACGUGUGUCACACACCAUUUUAACUUUCUUGCUACAUAGUAGAGAGAAAGUUAUGAAAUGCUGCACAAAAAAAAAUGUGAAUUUUUGGCAGA
Gryllus bimaculatus (two-spotted cricket) is the source of this 3701-nucleotide messenger RNA. The record is from the annotation of a GenBank genome assembly. Lineage: Eukaryota; Metazoa; Arthropoda; Insecta; Orthoptera; Gryllidae.